AUGAUUGGGGGGCCGGCUGCCGCGGGCUCAACGGCGACGACACGUGAUCGUGAGCGCGUGCAGCGCGCGUGGGCAUUGGCGUGGUGGCUCGCCGUCCUUGUCGCGCCCGUCGCAAUGGUGAAGGCCGUGCCUCUCGAAGCGACUCAAGUGGAAUUCCUGCAGGAGUGCCAGGCAGCAUGGGGGCGGAGCAUCUCCGGGUGGAGUGGUGAGAGUCCGGACUGCAGCAGUGCCACAGGCCUCGCGUGCGAUCCCUCCGGCAUGAUCGUGAUCAUGUUAUGA
Closterium sp. NIES-65 is the source of this 279-nucleotide messenger RNA. The record is from the annotation of a GenBank genome assembly. Lineage: Eukaryota; Viridiplantae; Streptophyta; Zygnematophyceae; Desmidiales; Closteriaceae.